Phyllopteryx taeniolatus (common seadragon) is the source of this 11701-nucleotide messenger RNA. It is a transcript of the gene myo5aa, whose product is annotated as myosin VAa. Bases 3187 to 8781 code for a protein of 1864 amino acids. Gene Ontology annotation, molecular function: microfilament motor activity; ATP binding; actin filament binding. The record is from RefSeq and is a predicted model, not a curated record. The transcript is spliced from 41 exons. Gene Ontology annotation, cellular component: myosin complex; vesicle; actin cytoskeleton. NCBI's taxonomy places the organism in Eukaryota, Metazoa, Chordata, Actinopteri, Syngnathiformes, Syngnathidae. Gene Ontology annotation, biological process: actin filament organization; vesicle transport along actin filament.
GGGGACAGGCCAAAUAAUGAGACAGAAGCUUCACAGGGGGAAAAAGUUGUUUUCAAGAGACAAUAUCGGCAGUUGUAGUUAAAAGUUUUUGCUUAUUGCUCGUUGACUCAUGUACAUAACCCGCUCUUCGAUGUACUAUGGGUGCGUUCAGAAAUGCACUCCGAGCACUCUCUGCUCCACUCUGAACCGUUCGGAAACUGAGAGCAUUGUUGGAAUGUGCUGUUUGGUUAUUCAUAGCACCACACUCUGGAAGUGCUGGAGCACACUCUACAGUCAGAGCGUCAGGCAGGACAAGCAUGGAAGCGGUUCAAGCAAGGUGGUCAUUUAUAAAUUGAAAUAAAGGGAGCACGCUCUGCCUCUUGCAACAUUCGCACUCUUAAGAGUAGAUAUAGGGCAUCAGAUUGAAUUUCUGAAUGCAUCCCAUGUCGUGAGAGCUUUGGAAAUGAGACAACGGAGCCAUCAAAACCGCACAUGCACCUGGUAUGAGUAGUUGUUUAAAAGGGGAAGAAGAAAAAAAAGAUUACCCCAUGAUGGGACUCGCUCGUUGAAGAGAAACAAACGCAGAGCUCUCACGAAAACUACAACAACUACACUGAGUGGAACGGUGAGUUGUAAUUUUUAUGUGUAAUCUCCCCUCUAUGCCACUUCGUCAAAAUAAAUCGAACUGGGCCGUGGCAUAAAAAAGUUUGGGGACAGCAGGUGUUGGGAACACAGAAAAUACAUUUUUAUCAGGUUGCAUGCAUGUGCAAAAAUCUUUUUUAAAUUGUUUACGUGUUUAAUUUGUGGAAGAACAAAAAUUGUGAAUCCAAGAGGGCCGAAUAAUCCAGGGGCUAAACUCAGGACUGAGGCUGCUAGAUACUGUAUUCAGUCUCCCCGGCAGCAGGAAAGUUGCUUUCAGUAUGUUGAUUAAGAGGUGUGGUUUGCAACACACUCCCUCUUUGCUCAGAGAUUCUCCUUUCCACUUACCUGUAUGUAGAAAGGAAGUAGCUUUGCUGAUACAAUGCCCUCUUACCCACUGUUAUUGCUUUACCAGGGUCUUUGUAGAUGAAGUUUACCUGCAGAUUGUCCCAGCGAGCAUCUGAGCUGUCCAUGUAUAUGCCUGCCCUCCAUGUUAAUCUGUAACAUUUUGUUAUGUAAAUAAAAUAGUUUUGGACAAAUUUAUAAUGGACACUUUCUCCUAACCCCCCCAGACCUGACUCAUUUUUGCUCUUUUGUCGAUCAUGAAAUAUGAGACGUUCCAAUUAUAAAACAGGGACUAUCCUGUUAUUAUUGAAUGUGAUCUAUGGAGUCCUACAGGGAUCAGUAUUGAAUUGGGCAGCACAGUUGGUUCCGGUUUCUUCACACAUUCCAAAAACAUGCAUGUUAGGUCGAUGGAGAACUAAAUUGUCACAUGGUGUGAUUGUGAAUGCUUGUAUGUGCUCUGUGAUUGGCUGGCGACCAGUCCAGGGUGUACAAUGCAUCUUGUCCAAAGUCAGCCCCAAUAAGGCUCCAAUUCACCUGCAACCCUAUAGAGCAGUGGUUCCCAAUCACCGGUCAGUGAGGCAUUUGUUUCCGGGCCGCAGAGAAAGAAUGACCAAUUUAUAUAAUUUCUGUUAUAUUGCAAUUCGCGUGUCAAUGUGUUUUAUUUUGAAAAUUGACCGGAUCUUCUCCGCCGCAACAGCUGCGCGUCUCAAUUGAUACGUCGAGACUGCCCAGAACGCUUCCGUUCCAAUUUUGUCUUGAGAUUGUAGUCACAUAUCUGUCAGGCCAAUUGUACAUUAUUCGUGCAUCGACAUUACCAGUAACCAUUCAUUGCUCAGUGACUCUCUGUACUGUGUUUUUAUGUCUCCAAAUUAUUUUCUGUCAUCAUACUAGAGCGGCUCCAACUAUCGGAGACAAAUUCCUUGUGUUUUGGACAUACUUGGCAAAUAAAGAUGAUUCUGAUUCAUUCACGUACCACUAGAGAACCGGCGUGGCACACUGAGACUCACUGUUCCAUAGGGUUUAAGUCUAGAGAGUGACUUGGAUGCAUACGUUUUGUUGAUGGCAGCUGGUAUUGUAACAUGCAAACUAGGAUAAGCUCAAGCUAACCUAAUAAGGGUAAGCGGAUGGCUAUGUCUAUACACACAGUGCUAUUUUUCCCUUUUUAGAAAUGCAUGGACUAACCAAAAAGGUUUUUUGAAGGAUCAAACAGAUUAAUGGAAAUUUCAUUUCAAUGGGAAAUGGAUUUGAUAAAGCAAAUUGAUUUGCGAGCUUGGUCACAGACCAUAAUUAAACUUGUAAGAGAAUUAACGCUAUGUACACUGGUGCUACAACUUACAAGGGACUCGACUUACAAGUUUUUUGACAUACGAGCCAUUGCUCGGCCGAUUGUUUUGUUUUGCGUUGUCGUAAAUGGUGGCAGCAAACUUCUCAAGUUGCUGAAAGAAGCCAAGUGCUUGUUUCAAACCGAUUAUUGCCAGUCACAGUUGAAGUUUAAACAGAAAAAAAUAUAUGUAUUUAACCACAAGUGUCACUGUUAAGAGUAGAACGCAGGACACAGACCACAGCAAUCAUUGGUAAUGUAUGCCUACCACUGGUAGCACAACAAUGCAAUGUCAUUGCAGCGUGGCUGACUGGCAGAGUGGAGCAGUGUCAGGGUGAAUGAAAAAACACUGACAGCAUACACGUAAAACAAUGGAGCCGAAUUGUCCAUCCAUCCAUUUUCCAAGCCGCUUAUCCUCACAAGGGUCGCGGGAGUGCUGGAGCCUAUCCCAGCUAUCAUCGGGCAGGAGGCGGGCUACACCCUGAACUGGUUGCCAGCCAAUCGCAGGGCAAGCCGAAUUGUCGCGAGAGUAGUAACGGAACAAAUGUAUUUAUUUAUUUAUUACCUUUAUUUAGCAAGGGGAAACAUUAACUGAGAUUAAAGGUUUCUUUUACAAGAGUGCCCUGGUAAACUCGUAUAUUAACGCACGACUCGUUUCCCUUUUGUGCUUGUCGUUCAGCCCGUCGACACAUAGUGUCGCUGUUUCCCCAUGAGACAUCCUCUUACUCGGCUUUUUUUUGGUUGUUGUUGAGGCUGAUUCAGUUCAUCCAUCAUACCCAGAAUGCAAAGUGAGAUAGCCGACGCUCAGUAGCCUUACUCCGGCUUUCUUUUCAGCUUUAUCAUGUCCAGGAGGAAUACAUACCCUCCCUGUAUGUGAUUGGUGUGAACUCGUAGCGGCUGUCAUGGCAUCGUCGGAGCUGUACACAAAGUGUGCUCGGGUGUGGAUCCCUGACGUCGAGGAGGUGUGGAAGUCAGCCGAGCUAACUAAGGACUACAAAAAUGGCGACGCCUCCCUGCAGCUCAUGCUGGAGGAUGGAGCGAACCUCGAGCACAAGCUGGACCCCAAGACCAAGAAUCUGCCCUACCUGCGAAACCCUGACAUCCUGGUGGGCGAGAAUGACCUCACGGCACUCAGCUACCUCCAUGAGCCGGCGGUGCUGCACAACCUUAAAGUCCGCUUCAUCGACUCCAAGCUCAUAUAUACUUAUUGCGGGAUUGUUUUGGUGGCCAUCAACCCGUACGAGACGCUGCCCAUCUACGGGACAGACAUUAUCAAUGCGUACAGCGGUCAGAACAUGGGAGACAUGGACCCACACAUCUUCGCUGUGGCAGAGGAGGCUUACAAACAGAUGGCUAGGGAUGAGAGGAAUCAGUCCAUCAUCGUGAGUGGUGAGUCUGGGGCAGGAAAGACGGUAUCAGCAAAAUACGCCAUGAGAUACUUUGCCACGGUCAGCGGCUCGGCCAGUGAGGCCAACGUCGAGGAGAAGGUGUUGGCUUCCAACCCCAUCAUGGAGUCUAUUGGCAAUGCCAAGACAACUCGGAACGACAACAGCAGUCGAUUUGGGAAGUACAUAGAGAUUGGCUUUGACAACCGCUACCGAAUUAUCGGCGCCAACAUGAGGACAUAUCUGCUGGAAAAGUCCAGAGUGGUGUUCCAGGCAGAUGAGGAGAGGAAUUACCAUAUCUUUUAUCAGCUCUGUGCAUCAUCGCAUUUGCCGGAGUUCAAGAACCUCAAACUGAGCAAAGCAAAUGAUUUCCUGUACACCCAGCAGGGCCGAAGCCCCGUUAUCGAUGGGGUGGACGACACAAAGGAGCUCUGCAACACCCGCAACGCCUUCUCCUUACUCGGUAUCAACGAGUCCUAUCAGAUGGGAUUGUUUCAAGUUCUGGCUGCUAUUCUUCAUCUCGGAAAUGUGGAGAUCAAAGACAAAGAUUCGGAUAGCAGCAUGAUUCCUCCCAACAAUGAUCACUUAACGAAGUUCUGCGAGCUGGUCGGCAUUACCUACAAGGACAUGGCUCAGUGGCUGUGCCACAGGAAGUUGAAGACGGCUUCCGAAACCUACAUCAAGACCAUCCCCCGCCUGCAGGCCACCAACGCCCGCGACGCCCUGUCCAAACAUAUCUAUGCUAAGCUCUUCAACUGGAUCGUGGAGCACGUCAACAAGGCGCUCGUCGCCAAUCUCAAACAGCACUCCUUCAUCGGCGUCCUUGACAUUUACGGCUUUGAGACCUUUGAAAUCAACAGCUUCGAGCAGUUCUGUAUCAACUAUGCCAAUGAGAAGCUCCAGCAACAAUUCAACAUGCAUGUGUUCAAGCUGGAGCAGGAGGAGUACAUGAAGGAGCAGAUCCCUUGGACUCUGAUCGACUUCUACGACAAUCAGCCCUGCAUCAACCUCAUCGAAGCCAAGAUGGGCAUCUUGGACCUGCUGGAUGAAGAGUGCAGGAUGCCAAAAGGUUCAGAUGAUUCGUGGGCUCAGAAGCUUUACACCCACCUGAAGACGUGCUCCCUCUUCGAGAAGCCACGCAUGUCUAACCGCGCCUUCAUCAUUCAACAUUUUGCUGAUAAGGUUGAAUAUCAAUGUGAAGGUUUCCUGGAGAAGAACAAGGAUACUGUGAAUGAAGAACAGAUUAAGGUGCUCAAGGGCAGCAAGUUUGACCUGCUGGUGGAGCUAUUUAAGGAUGAGGGGAAAGCCACCAGCCCCACCGGACAGGCUCCCGGAACAGGAGGCAGGACCCGUCUCAGCGUCAAACCUGACAAAAGCCGUGACACCAGCACCAAGGAGCACAAGAAGACCGUCGGUUGCCAGUUCCGUAACUCCCUUCAAAUGCUCAUGGAAACCUUGAACGCCACCACGCCACACUACGUCCGCUGUAUCAAACCAAACGACUUCAAGCAGGCCUUCUCGUUUGACCCGAAGCGUGCGGUACAGCAGCUGAGAGCCUGCGGCGUCCUAGAGACAAUCCGCAUCUCCGCAGCAGGUUUCCCAUCCAGAUGGACAUACCAGGAGUUCUUCAGCCGGUACAGAGUGUUGAUGAAGCAGAAGGAUGUUCUCUCUGACAAGAAGUUAACCUGCAGGAACGUUCUGGAGAAGCUAGUGCAGGAUCAGGAUAAAUACCAGUUUGGUAAGACCAAGAUCUUCUUCAGGGCCGGCCAGGUGGCCUACCUGGAGAAGCUGAGAGCUGACAAGCUUCGCGCCGCCUGCAUCCGCAUCCAGAAAACCAUUCGUUGCUGGUUGGCACGCAAAAAGUACAUGCGCAUGCGUGAUGCCGCCAUCACCAUCCAGAGGUUCACCAGAGGAUACCAGGCUCGCUGCUUGGCGAAGUUCAUGCGUCGCACUCAGGCCGCUAUCGUCAUCCAGAAGUACCAGAAGAUGUACGUGGCCAGGAAACACUACAGGCAGAAGCAGGCGGCCGCCCUGGCCAUACAGACCAUCCUCAGAGCUUACAUGGCCCGCCAAAAGUACCUGGCGCUUCUGCGCGAGCACAAGGCGGUGAUCAUCCAGAAGCGCGCCCGUGGCUGGCUGGCUCGACGCUGGUACAAGCGCUGCCUGAGCUCCAUCGUCUACCUCCAGUGCUGCAUCCGCAGGAUGAGGGCCAGGCGCGAGCUGAAGAAGCUGAAGAUUGAGGCCCGCUCGGUGGAGCACUUCAAGAAGCUCAACAAGGGCAUGGAGAACAAGAUCAUGCAGCUGCAGAGAAAGGUCGACGAACAGACCAAGGAGAACAAGUCUGUCAACGAGAGGCUCGCAGGCUUGGCGAACACCUACACGACAGAGAGCGAGCGGCUACGCGGGGAGCUGGGCCGCCUGCGUGGUGUGGAGGAGGAGGCCAGGAGCAAAGGCAACCAAGUCAACUGUCUCUUGGAAGAGCUGGAGAAGCUGAAGAAGGAGCUGAGCACCACGCAGCAGGAGAAGAAGAUCAUUGAGGAUUGGGUGCAAACGUACAGGGGCGAAAUGGAGAAAAUGGUUUCCGAACUGAAAGAUCAGAACGGCUUGCUGAAGAAAGAGAAAGACGACUUGAACAGGUCGAUUCAGGAACAGAGUCAGCAGAUGACAGAGAAAAUGGCACGUGCGAUUGCAGCGGAGACUCAGCAGCUGGAGACGGAUCUGAACGAGGAGCGCUCUCGCUACCAGAAUCUCCUGACAGAACACCUUCGCCUCGAGGAGAAAUACGACGACCUCAAAGAGCGCAUUUCCAAGCCUGGCCACAGGAGAACGGAUUCCACCCACAGCAGCAACGAAUCCGAGUACACCUACAACUCCGAGUUCGCCGAAUCGGAAGAAGGUUCCCGUGCCGUAGAAGAUUUGACACGAGGAAUGGAUACCUCGCUCACGCUCAAGCUGCAGAAGCGACUCACAGAGCUGGAGCAAGAAAAGCAGUCGCUGCGCAAUGAGCUGGAAAACAAGGAAGAGCAGUUUCAGAGGGCCCGGGCAAGGGAUGAGUCAGAGUUAAAAAAGGUGCGUGGGGCAGAGCUGGAGUACGAAUCCCUCAAGCGUCAGGAACUGGAGUCAGAGAACAAGAAGCUAAAACACAACCUGGCCGAGAUGAGGCAAAGCCUGCUGGGCGGCACAGCCGCGAGCGCCGGCGCGCCGGGCUCUCCGGCCUACAAGGUGCUCCUGGAUCAGCUCAACUCCUCCAGCGAGGAGCUGGAGGUGCGCAAGGAGGAGGUGCUGAUCCUUCGCUCACAGCUGGUCAGCCAGAAGGAGGCCAUGCAGCACAAGGAGACCAUGACAGAGGUGGCUGUCCAUGUAGAGGACAUUUCCAAACUGAAGGACGCUGAUGAACUCAAGCAAGCCUACAUCGGCCUCAAAGAUACCAACAGAUCGGCUGCUCCAGACUUCCAAAAGCUGAAUGAGGACGGGGAGCUGUGGCUGGUUAAUCAGGGCUUAAAGGAGACCAUCAGGCUGCUGGAGCACCAGCUGCAGACCCAGCGGCGGAAUUAUGACAGCGAGGUGGAAUCUCUGCGUGGCGAGCUACAAAACGUCAAAGAGGAAAACAACCGGCAGCAGCAGCUCCUGGCCCAGAACCUCCAGCUGCCCCCGGAGGCCCGCAUUGAGGCCAGUCUGCAGCACGAGAUCACCCGGCUCACCAAUGAGAACCUGGAGCAGGUAGCCGACGAUCCCGCAGCAUCCCGAGAGGCGCGAGUCGUCAUUUUACGCCGGAUGGUUGAUCUCAUGGAGCAGCUGGAAAAGCAGGACCGAACCAUCCGAAAGCUCAAGAAGCAGUUGAAGGUUUACUCCAAGAGGAUUGGAGAGAUGGGAGCCGGUCAAGCGGAGGGUCAGACGUCGCCAGGUCAAAUGGUGGACGAACCCAUCCACCCGGUCAACAUUCCUCGCCGGGAGAAAGACUUCCAGGGAAUGCUGGAGUACAAGAAGGAGGAUGAGCUGAAACUGGUCAAGAACUUGAUCCUUGAGCUGAAGCCUCGUGGCGUAGCCGUCAACCUAAUUCCAGGUCUGCCCGCCUUCAUCCUUUUCAUGUGUCUGAGGCAUGCCGACUAUGUCAACGACGACCAGAAGGUCCGCACGCUGCUCACCUCCACCAUCAACAGCAUCAAGAAGAUCCUCAAGAAACGUGGAGAUGACUUUGAGACGGUCUCCUUCUGGCUAGCCAACACCUGCCGCUUCCUGCACUGUCUUAAGCAGUACAGCGGAGACGAGGUCUUCAUGAAGCAAAACACUUCGCGGCAGAACGAGCACUGUCUGUCCAACUUCGACCUGACCGAGUACAGAUCAGUGAUCAGCGACCUGGCUAUCCAGAUCUACCAACAGCUGAUCAAAUGCAUGGAGCACAUCCUUUAUCCCAUGAUAGUGUCUGGCAUGCUGGAGCACGAGACCAUCCAGGGCGUGUCCGGCGCAAAGCCGACGGGCCUGCGCAAGCGGACGUCCAGCAUCGCCGACGAGGGCACGGACACACUGGACUCCAUCCUGCGCCAGCUCAACGCCUUCCACUCCACCAUGUGCCAGCACGGCACCGACCCUGAGCUCAUCAAGCAGGUGGUCAAGCAGCAGUUUUACUUCAUCGGCGCCGUCACCCUCAACAACCUGCUGCUGCGCAAGGACAUGUGCUCGUGGAGCAAAGGCAUGCAGAUCAGGUACAACGUGAGCCAGCUGGAGGAGUGGCUCCGUGACAAAGGCUUGAUGAACUGCGGGGCCAAAGAGACCCUGGAGCCUCUCAUCCAGGCCGCUCAGUUACUCCAGGUGAAAAAGAAGACGGAUGAGGACGCCGACGCCAUCUGCUCCAUGUGCCUGGCCCUCACCACCGCACAGAUCGUGAAGGUCCUCAACCUGUACACGCCAGUAAACGAGUUUGAGGAGCGGGUGUCUGUCUCAUUCAUCCGAACCAUACAGACUCGCUUGCGAGACCGCUGUGGAAGUCCACAGCUGCUGAUGGACACCAAAAUCAUCUACCCGAUCACGUUCCCCUUCAACCCGUCCUCCCUCGCCCUGGAGACCAUCCAGAUCCCAAGCUCGCUCAACCUGGCCUUCCUCACCCGCGUCUAGGGAGGGGACAGUUGACAUCUAUGUCUCACACACACACACACACGUGUUGUGAGCAUCGCAAAACACAAACAUGCAUGCUCCACACGCUGUUUUAGUCACUUCUCUUAGACCAGUGUUUCCUCAAACGUCUUUUGGAGCAAAGGUACAUAUUUUGUGUUAGAAAAAUCUCCCGGCACACCACCAGAUAAAAGUGUCACAAAAAGUAUAUACAUUAAACCGUCACUAUUCCGAAAGGAAAAGGGGCCGAUAAAUAGAAUCUAAAAAAAAAUGUAUAAUAAUAAUACGCAAGUAAAUGACGCCACCUAAAAGUUAUUUUUCUUCUAUUGGACAAGGCUAUAGCCGGACUAAAUGAAGCUUGCCCCGUAGUUCACAAUGGUGGCUUGGCACCAUGAUGCCGCUAAAGCAAUAGGUGCCAAGCAAUAUUUUUGGUGUGGCCUGAGCAUGAAAACUGCAAAUGACAAAGGGUAGGUGCCCCCCCCAAAAAAUAGGUAUUGGACAAAUUUGCGAACAUGCAGGGGUUGACUGCGUACUGAAAUAAUGAGAUCUUGUCUCAAAUUACUCACAAAUUUACUUGGUGUGAAAUACAAAGGGUAAUUGUACCUUUAUCUUGGGAUGGGCAUUCAAUUGUUCUGCCUGUCACUAUAUGUUGCUUCAGACAUAGUUGAACCCCUUUCUGCUCAUUUAAGUAGUUCAAGGUCCGGUUGUUGAAAUCACAAGCGAUGUGUCAGCUCACGUCCCGCUCGGUCCUCCUCAUGCUCAGUCAAGCCAAGACGACCAACCACACGUUGUCUGAGCCGUCCUAUUUAUGCACCUAUAGAUGAAUAUAUAUAUAUAUAUAUAUAUAAAUAUGAACAAUACGUGUAUUUAUUGCAUUCUCCUCCGGCUUUGCGAAGAGACGUUUAGUUUAGCUCCGCGCUGAGCUCGUACGGUAGUAGACAUCCUGCGCAAUGGAUCGUGUGUAUGUAGCACAGGUUGUAGCGACGUCAUCGCUCUGCUAUUAUUUAUUGAGCUUUUUUUUUGUUAUCAUUGAGCAGCAAUGUGAGGUUGUUUUUCAGUGCCUCAAUUAGCUUCAUGUCAUCUCUCUCGCACUGCCUUUACCGUUUCAAAUUGUACACCAUUUUUGUGACCAAAAAAUACGAUGAAGAUGAACCUGCAUAUUCUAGUUAUUUCUAUGAUUUCUGUUGUUUGAAAGAGAUGUGUGGUACCAUUGCCCUGCUUCCUCGUGUUGUUUGCCAUCAGUGUUAACCUCCUUCCUGCACUUGAACCUUUCUCAGCCUCUAGACCUUAGAGACAAUAUUUAUUUUCUGUUAUUUUCAAUUUAGCGUGACUCUCAUCCUGUCCCCCCCCCAUACCCCUAUUCGAAAGCACUUUUUCACCAAGCGGUGGAGUUCCAGUGAUGAUUCUUGGUCAGCCAGUCAACAGGCAGCAGUCAAGCUUUGCCCUUAAGGUACUCUGCUAUUGGUAUUGUGCUAAAAAAGUGGUAUGGUAUGACGGAUCCUUUUGGGAGGGGGAUUAAUUUAGCUUCUUGUUCACUUAACAAAAUGAAAGACAAACCAACAGUUAUCGAAUACCAUUGUCUUGCUUGGUGGUCUCGGGAGAUGUCACUUUUCAAUACAGAAUUCGCACUCCUUAUUGGGGCCACACUGGGGGACAAAACAAGGGAAAUGGUAAAGUCACGAGAAAAAAAACAGUGAAAUUAUGAGAGGGAAAAAAAUGUAAUUAUGAGGAAAAAAGGCCUCGAGUUGUGUGACUCAGCCUUGGCGCACACAUCAAGAUAAUCGAGCUGUUUUGUCCGAUUAUGCCCCUUCCUGACCAAGGACAUCAAAAUCCUGUUUUAUACGAUUAUCCUUAGGUCUGAGGUGUGUUAAGUAUGGAUUUGUCUCAAUUAUACAAUCUUAAAUACUUAACGUGUUCAAUAUUUACGACCAAAAAUCUUUGCGUGUGUGGGGAAAGCCAACUUCUCCUUGAGUCAAUGAGCUGUGAACUGUGACAUGAAACCGAAUAUAGCCAAUCAAAGAAGCAACCUUACUAACGAACAACGGAGCGGCUGUAAAUAAAUACAAACGAUGUCAUUACCUGAUGUCAUUUGUUGUAUAAAAGUGGGAUCCUCAUACGGUAAGAUGUGUUUUUAUCGAUAACAUCACCAUUCUGUACAACACUCGCCCUUCCAUUCCCUUUGGCAAAGAUUGGCGCAUACCCCGGUGUUUUGGGAGAUCUCUGCCUCGGAGGAAUUGUUCUAAGAUCGGCAGUGGAACAGAAUCUUUGUGUGUGUGGUGUUAUGCGUUGAGAUUAUCGGCACACGCCACACACAGUACGGGCAAAACUGUUCAUUGUUUGAAUGGUUUUUUUUUCUUCUUUUUUAUCUUUAUCUUUGUGUCUGUCACAGAUUUUAAAAUAAAAAUCAUUCUGUGUACAAAGCCUAAAGUUGUAAUAUCACGCUGAAUAUAAUCUGAAAAGUUAUGACCAAAGUCAUAAUGUAGUAAAGUCAGAAUGUAAACAAAAUAAAGUUAUGGAUUCACACGCCAUGUGAGACAGUGCAAGUUAUUAGGGCCACACCAAAAAGAAAAGGAAAUAAUAAUGAUGACAAUGACAAAUGUGGUCACGAGCAAAAAGUACAAAAAUUACAAAAGAAAAAAAAAUUGUAAAAUUAUGAGGAUUUGUUUGGUAAAAUUACAAGGGAAAAAUAGUAAAAUUGAGGGGGGGAAGGCGUCAAAUUGUGUGUAUAAGGUUGUAAUGUUACAAUUAACUAAAUCCUAAAAUGACAUGAAAAAAGUCAAGAAGAAUAAAGUCCUAAUUUUACCAAAAUAGUCGUAACGGUGUGAGACCAAAAUAGUAAUAUUCUGAGAAGUCGUUGCAAGAAUUAAGCUUUUUUUUUUUUCUCUGAAAAAGAUGGAAUAUUAAACAAAUUUAAAAAAAAAAA